Messenger RNA from Nematolebias whitei (Rio pearlfish), 2614 nucleotides. Its product is annotated as unconventional myosin-VI-like. Gene Ontology annotation, molecular function: ATP binding; microfilament motor activity; actin filament binding. Gene Ontology annotation, biological process: actin filament organization; inner ear auditory receptor cell differentiation; endocytosis. The record is from RefSeq and is a predicted model, not a curated record. The transcript is spliced from 21 exons. The annotation marks the transcript as partial. Gene Ontology annotation, cellular component: ruffle; endocytic vesicle; myosin complex. Lineage: Eukaryota; Metazoa; Chordata; Actinopteri; Cyprinodontiformes; Rivulidae.
GGUGCCUCUAAAGGUGGAACAAGCAAACAAUGCCCGGGAUGCCCUGGCCAAGGCGGUGUACAGCCGCCUCUUUGAUCAUGUGGUCAAACGUGUGAACCAGUGUUUCCCUUUCCAGACCUCCUCCAACUUUAUCGGCGUGUUGGACAUUGCUGGAUUUGAAUAUUUCGAGCACAACAGCUUCGAGCAGUUCUGCAUCAAUUACUGCAAUGAGAAGCUGCAGCAGUUCUUCAACGAGCGCAUCCUCAAGGAGGAGCAAGAGCUUUAUCAAAAGGAAGGUCUGGGAGUGAAUGAAGUGCAUUAUGUUGAUAACCAGGACUGCAUAGAUCUCGUGGAGGCAAAGCUGGUGGGAAUCCUGGACAUUCUGGAUGAAGAGAACCGUCUUCCUCAGGCCAGCGACCAACACUUUGCAGUGGCUGUUCACGGCAAACACAAAGACCACUUCAGAUUGACGGUUCCCAGAAAGUCAAAGUUGACAAUUCACAGGAAUCUUCGGGACGACGAAGGUUUUAUAAUCAGGCACUUUGCAGGAGCGGUCUGUUAUGAAACGACGAGGUUCGUGGAGAAGAAUAAUGAUGCCCUCCACAUGUCAUUGGAGAGUUUAGUGUGCGAAUCAAAAGACAUAUUUGUGCGGGAGCUGUUUGAGAACUCCAACACCUCCAAGGACUCCAAACAGAAGGCGGGAAAGCUCAGCUUCAUCAGCGUGGGGAACAAAUUCAAGACCCAGCUGAUCCUGCUGCUUGAGAAACUUCGCAGCACCGGCUCGAGUUUCAUCCGCUGUGUAAAACCCAAUCUAAAGAUGGUGAGCCACCAGUUUGAAGGAGCUCUGAUUCUCUCACAGCUGCAGUGCUCAGGAAUGGUGUCUGUGUUGGACCUGAUGCAGGGGGGGUUCCCCUCCAGGGCUCCCUUCCAUGAGCUCUACAACAUGUAUAAAGCGUACAUGCCUGACAAGCUUACCCGACUGAACCCUCGGCUCUUCUGCAAGGCUUUAUUCAAAGCACUGGGCUUAAAUGAUAAUGAUUUUAAGUUUGGAUUGACUAGAGUGUUCUUCCGCCCAGGGAAGUUUGCUGAGUUUGACCAGAUCAUGAAGUCGGACCCGGAGCACCUGGCAGAGUUGCUGAAGAAGGUCAACAAGUGGUUGCUGUGCAGCUGCUGGAAGAAGGUCCAGUGGUGUUGCCUGUCGGUCAUUAAACUCAGGAAUAAAAUGAGUUACAGAGCUGUGGCCUGCAUUAAGAUUCAAAAGACUGUCCGCAUGUGGCUGUGUAAGAAGAAGCAUAAGCCACGAAUUGAUGGGAUGGUGAAAGUUCAGAAACUGAAGAAGCACAUGGAGCGUUUCAACGAGGUGGUGAACGUGCUGAAGGAAGGGAAACAGGAAAUGGUCAAACAAGUCCAGGAACUGGCCACCGCCAUAGAUGCCCUGUUAGCAAAAAUAAGGGCCACGGUGAUGACCUGGAAGGAGAUUGACACAGAGUACCAGGGGCUUGUGAAGCGCUCUGAGCAGCUGCUCUCCUCCAUAAAAAAGAAGAAGCAAGAGGAAGAAGAGACUGAGAGACUGAAACGCAUCGAGGACGAGAUGGAGAAAGAGCGUCAGAGGAGGGAGCAGGAAGAUCAACGCCGCAAACAGGAGGAAGACGACAGAAAGCUCAAAGCAGAGAUGGAACUUAAAAGGAAGCAGGAAGAAGAGGAGAGGAAAAAAAGAAAGGAGGAAGAGAAAGUUAUUCAGGCUGAGCUGGAGAAACAGAUGGCUCUGGAGCGUGAGGAGCAGGCCCAGCAUGCUGCAGUAUUGGAACAGGAGAGAAGGGACCAGGAGCUCGCCAUGAGGAUCGCUCAGAGCGAGGCAGAGCUCAUCAGUGACGAAGGUCAGGGGGAUGCAGCUCUGCGCAGUGAUGACUUUUUUUCAGAUCUUCCUAUCUCUUUCUUCUCAGCCAGAGCCAUGGGUCCUCAGGUGCAGGCGACCAAAGCUGCUGCCGGUGUGAAAAAGUAUGAUCUGAGCAAGUGGAAGUACGCCGAGCUGCGAGAUGUCAUCAACACUUCCUGUGACAUCGAUCUGCUGGCAGCCUGCAGAGAGGAGUUCCACCGUCGUCUGAAGGUUUAUCACGCGUGGAAGUCCAAGAACAAGAAACGGGACGAUGAUGGGAUUUACCAGAGAGCUCCGAAAUCCAUCACUGACUAUGCCGAGCAGAACCCAGCGCCGCCAACGACAGCCCAACAUCACGAAGUGGCAAUGAACCGCCAGCAGCGCUACUUUCGCAUUCCUUUCAUCCGGCCCGCAGACCAGUACAAGGACCCCCAGAAUAAAAAGAAGGGUUGGUGGUACGCCCACUUCGACGGGCCGUGGAUAGCCAGACAGAUGGAGCUUCAUCCGGACAAACAGCCCAUUGUUUUGGUCGCAGGCAAAGACGACAUGGAAAUGUGCGAGCUGAGUCUGGAGGAGACGGGCCUGACCAGGAAGAGGGGGGCGGAGAUCCUGCCCAGGCAGUUCGAGGAAAUCUGGGAGCGCUGCGACGGGAUCCAGUAUCUGAAGAAAGCCAUAGAGAACAAGCAGGCCCGCCCGACGUACGCCACCGCCAUGCUGCAGAGUCUCCUGAAGUGAACCUGAACGCACCGCUCCCUGUGA